CAACAGCACCCGGAUAUGGAUGAAAAUGUCUCUGUAAUAGUGGUGGGACAAGAAACACGAUUUCUGCAAUACUACUCAAACCAAUAUUCAGCAAUCAAACAAAACAUAGAGGAGAUGAAAUGUGGUGGACCCUCACCACUUACAGCUGCCUUUCUGUUGGCUCUGGGGGGAUUGUUUGAAGGAGCAGCCUACACAAGAAAAAUUGGUGACUUCCUACUCCAUCCAAGAGUGGUACUGUUCACAGAUGGUCGACUUACAGACUUCAGAGAUUCAUACGCUACUGACACUGAGGGGGAUCUAAUACCUAAUGAUCAUAUAUUAGCACCACUUUUUUCGGUUAUACAUCAAAUAGGAAGAGAUCAUCCGAUUUUCUGUUUCCCAGUUGGAGAAAACCCGAAUUACCCGUUACUACAAACCAUAUCAGGAGUUUCUAAGGGAGGAAAGGUUUUAGGGGUUUAUGAAGCAGAGUGCUUUGGACGAUAUACCCUCCAUUACCAUUCAGCAGAUUUGAUAACCAAAGCAACAAAUAAGACAGACAUAGAAAGAGAACAUUUGAGAUCUGUGGCUGAAUCCAUACUUUUAUGGCAAACGUAUGAUGAAGACGAUUUGGACACCAUAUACGAGUUGAUACGGAACAAAGAAAGAAUUAUGGAGACCCAAGAAAGAGUUGAAGACGAUGAUGAAAAAUUGCAUAAGGAAAAAUACUCUACAAUUCCUAGGCUUGGUACAAGAGUUCGCCGUGGUCCUCAUUGGACAUUUCAGAACCAGGAUAGCGAGGGUAUUGGAACCAUAGUAGGUCAUGGGGAUAAAGCUGGGCUAGUACUCGUAGAGUGGGAUAAUGGACAUCGCAGUUUGUACAACUACGGAAUAAGAAACCUGUACGAUAUUGUGGUUUGUGAUGAACCCAGGAUUCCUCUUGACGGAUUUGUCGCUGUUGGGUGUUUUGUUAAGAGAGGUCCUGACUGGAAUUGGGGAGAUCAGGACGGUGGAGCGGAGGCUAUUGGGACAUGUUACCGAGUGAUGGAUAAUGCCACUGUUUAUGUUCGAUGGCCGUGUGGAAGGAUGGGUAAUUACAGAUUUGGAUACGAUGGAAAAUAUGACAUCGAACCAUGCGACCCGUUCUCACCCGACGUAAUGAAAGCUGUUAGGGAACAACGGGAUGCGUCAAUGAAGUCCGAUACAGAUACAGAGCACAAACUUACCUCCAAUGAUUUGAAAGGUUAUUCUGAAAUACAAAGUACACCACACAACACAACUGAACAGAGCAUCAUGCGGGAAGUUAACGGAAAUCUAUCGUGGCGGAAUACAAUAUCAAAUCAAGGUCGAAGUACAGUGUUACGAGAGGCGACUGAUACAGAGUCAACCAAACAAUUGUAUGAACAAAUUAUACAACGUGAGCAAGUAACGUGUAAUGAUAGAAGAAAUGUUACCAACAUCCAAACAGAAAACUUCCCCAUGACUAUUUCAGAUGAAGAUCUGGAAACUGAUGAAGGACAUAAUAUUGGUCUAGAAGGCAACUCAGUGGAACGUAUAUCUAGAAGUUCUAAAGAUAUCGAUAGAUCUGCAAGUCCAGACGAAUAUCACAAUCCCCUCUCUGUGAAUUCAUCUGUGAUUGUGAAAAACUGUGUUUCUGGUAAAGGAAAAUCUAGCAUCAAUGCCUCAACUAUAUUGUCAAAUAAUAAAAUUACUUACAAAAAUCCUGACCUAUGUGUAGCUGGAAUAAAUAAAGAUACUGUUCAGAUAGAAACAUAUGCAGAAAUGGAAUCAAACGUGGCAAUGACUUCGCAAAAUCAUACAACAAAUCACUUUUAUCUAAAUUUAGCAAAUCGGAAUCUAUCCUGGCAGUGGCAGGACAACACUGGUGUUUGGGUAGACUAUUCUGAACACGUGAACAAUUUGAUAAACUAUAGACUUCGACAGCGCCCAAUGGCGACGGUCUUGAUUUCUAAUAAUGAUGAAAGUUUUAGAAUUGUAGCAUCAAAGAUGAUACAGAUCAACACAAAAACAAAAGAAAGACACAACAUUAGAUGCAGGAAUACUUAAUGCCAGUGUUGACACAGCAGAAAUAAAUAUGUCUGGAAUAAGACAAGAAAUGUCACCGAAACACAUCAAACUAUUCAUAAUUA
Messenger RNA from Saccostrea echinata, 2126 nucleotides. RefSeq lists its product as uncharacterized. Gene Ontology annotation, cellular component: cytoplasm. Gene Ontology annotation, biological process: protein ubiquitination. Lineage: Eukaryota; Metazoa; Mollusca; Bivalvia; Ostreida; Ostreidae. The coding region runs from base 16 to 2043 and encodes 675 amino acids. The transcript is spliced from 13 exons. The record is from RefSeq and is a predicted model, not a curated record. Gene Ontology annotation, molecular function: ubiquitin-protein transferase activity; metal ion binding.